AUGCGUGAGCAGCAGGAGCGUUCGGCGCAGGGCGACGCGAGCAGCGCGGCCCGGUGCCUGUACGUCGGUCCGGCGCGUCAGGCCAACGAGCUGCGCAUCGACGAGCUGCCUCCGCCGAGCGGGCGGCGAGUGCGCGUCGUGCUGCUCUCUGACACGCACCAGCAGCUCUCGUCCAUCACGGUGCCUCCGGGCGACGUGCUGUGCCACACGGGUGACAUCUCCUUCUGCGCGCGCGGCGGGGUCGCCGUGCUCGGCGAGUUCAACUCACUCCUCGCCUCGCUUCCCCACCCGCACAAGCUCGUGAUCGCCGGCAACCACGACCGGCACCUCGAGCGGCUGGGGCGCGAGGAGGCGAAGCGGCUGCUCUCGGCGGCGACGUACCUGGAGAACGAGGGCGUGCACGUGUGCGGGCUCCACUUCUGGGGCUCCCCCUUCUCGCCGCGCCACAAGGGCUCCCGCUCCUCCAACCGCGCCUUCCAGUACUCGGAGUCGCGCCAGCGCGGCGUGAUGAGGUACAUUCCGCGCGACGUCGACGCGGACGAGGCGGCGGGCGGGGAGGCGGUGCCUGGGGAGUCGGCACCGCCGAGGCGGGUGCGGCGCGGCGUGCACGUCAACGCGGCCAUCUGCAACGCAAAGUACCAGCCGGGCCGCAGCGGCGGGGGGGUGCUAGUCUUGCGUGCGCAAUGGCGCCCGGAGCAUGUCGGUAGCUUCUAG
Molecule: messenger RNA, 714 nt
Organism: Emiliania huxleyi CCMP1516
Lineage: Eukaryota; Haptophyta; Isochrysidales; Noelaerhabdaceae
Exons: 4
Coding region: 1-714 (237 amino acids)
Molecular function (GO): hydrolase activity
Source: RefSeq, a predicted model, not a curated record